AUGAACGUGACAUCUCCAUUCAAGCCACGACUAGACCGUGGCUAUGAACCAAUAUCGGAACUUGAUAUCGUGGUGAGCAUGUUCAAAGAAUCGCCCUCUGCGAUCAAGGAGACGGCAGAACGACUCAAGCGCCUACCCGAGAUCGGACCCAGAAGCCCUAGGCUCAUUGUGUAUACGAAAAAUCCAUCUGCCAACGUCGAUGAACUUCUGAAGCAAACGGGAGCGACAAGGGUUGUGCAAUUGCCCAACGUAGGCCGUGAGGGUCACACUUACCUUCACCAUAUAGUCGAGCAGUGGGACGAUCUUGCAGCUCAUACCUUUUUCCUACAAGCCGACAUCCACAACCCACGCGAGUUCUUCCCGCGUGUCAGAGACUACUACACCCCACAGACUGGGAUGCUAAGUCUCGGCUUUAGCGGCCAAACUUGCAACUGCAGAGGCUGCAGUGAUAGAUUCGGAUGGUGGGACGACCUACUUGUCCCUGUGGUAUGGAGCCAAGCGAUGAACGAGACUUGUACAGACCAGCAGAUGCUGUUGUCCUACAAAGGUCAAUUCGUGGCUUCGGCGGCCAGACUUCGCGGGAAUGAGCGGUCACUAUACAAGACGCUGAGGACAGCCUUGGAGGACCCCGGGAACUUCGUGCACCAAGAAGAUUACUUGCAAGGUCGACCCGAUUCUAUGAAUGCGCCUGUCUUCGGCUACACUCUGGAGAGAUUGUGGUCAGUGCUUCUGCAGUGCUCAGAAGAACGUAUCGCCGCGCAUUGUCCUACUCUGCUCAGUGGUACGCGGAGGGGGGGCUCCAAAGAAGAUUGUCAAUGUUUUGACGUCUCUUGACCCACAAUUGAUCUGGC
Aureobasidium subglaciale EXF-2481 is the source of this 851-nucleotide messenger RNA. RefSeq lists its product as uncharacterized. Bases 1 to 834 code for a protein of 277 amino acids. The record is from RefSeq and is a predicted model, not a curated record. NCBI's taxonomy places the organism in Eukaryota, Fungi, Ascomycota, Dothideomycetes, Dothideales, Saccotheciaceae. The transcript has a single exon.